Boleophthalmus pectinirostris (great blue-spotted mudskipper) is the source of this 2395-nucleotide messenger RNA. It is a transcript of the gene ufsp2, whose product is annotated as ufm1-specific peptidase 2. The coding region runs from base 114 to 1538 and encodes 474 amino acids. NCBI's taxonomy places the organism in Eukaryota, Metazoa, Chordata, Actinopteri, Gobiiformes, Gobiidae. The record is from RefSeq and is a predicted model, not a curated record. The transcript is spliced from 12 exons.
GACACGUUGGACAACAGACAUGUCAGCUCCCAGUGCACAGACUGUCCCCUCAGUCCUGCUGUAAAACUGAAUAAAACCUUCUUUUCUUUUCGUGUGCUCCUGAGGAUUUCAUAAUGGUGGUUGAUACAAAUUCUUCCGAAUCCAGCAUCAUCCUGAGAGUGAAAGGGCCUCUGGAAUUUAAAUGUCUCUUUGAUAAAACAGACGUGCCCAACAUCCAGAAAGUGAUCUCCAAAACUUUUGAAGCCCUUUGCUGUGCCAUCAAAUCAGACUCUUGUGUGUUCACCCUGUGUGAUGGGCCUGUCAUCAUUUGGCCAAACAAAGAUGUCCACAUAUCACAAGACGGCAUCACUCCAGACAGCCUGUGUGAAGAGCUGUCUCAGUGGACACAGACAAGUGAACAGGAAAAUGUUGGCAAAAAAUCUACAAAAAAGAAGACCAGAAAAUGCUCCAGUGAUACAGUGCUAAACCUUCGAUUGAUGAUGGAGGCAACUGGACCUGGAGCCCCCCACUCGGCUCAACUGCCUGUGUUCGCCAGGACAGUUCAGACAUCACACUUUGUGUCCACGAUUCUACCAAUGGACUGUGUUGUCUGUGUAAGCUCUGGUGAAACAAUACGAGGUGCUUGUCUCCGUCUGGUGGAAGAGUUUUCCCAUCAGCUCAAUGAGAUGAAGAGAGUAACUUUGCUGCACUUAAAGGGAACUUCUAUCCUGGUCCCUGAACCACUCCACUUCCUCCUCCCACAGCCCCAUGGACUGGUCACUGUUGUUUAUCCUGCAGGAGUACCUGACAGCCAACUACAGACAGCUCGACAGGCUUUGCAUCAAAAGUAUGACCUACCAGAUGACACACCUUAUUUUAGAAGAGCAAAUGCUUACCACUUCCCAAAUGAGCCCUAUAAAGAUGGAUAUCUCCGAAAUCCUCAUCUGUCCCUUACUCAUCCUACCCUCGACAAUGGAAAGGUUUAUUUAGUCCAGGGGCUUUACAGCUACCAUCACUACAUGCAGGAUCGAAUGGAUGACAAUGGCUGGGGCUGUGCUUAUCGCUCCUUACAGACGAUCUGCUCUUGGUUUCAGCAACAGGGAUAUGUAGACAGAUCUGUGCCCUCUCAUAAAGAAAUUCAGCAGGCUCUAGUAAACGUUGGGGACAAACAAGCCUCUUUUGUGGGGUCUCGUCAGUGGAUUGGAUCAAUUGAGGUUCAGGUUGUACUGAAUGAACUGAUGGGAGUAACAUCAAAGAUCAUGUUUGUCAGUCAAGGUUCUGAGUUGGCUAGCAAAGGGAGAGAAUUGGCCAACCACUUCACAACAGAAGGAACUCCAGUAAUGAUUGGAGGGGGAGUUUUAGCUCACACUAUUCUCGGCGUGGCCUGGAGUGAAACUACUGGAGAAAUCAGGUACCUCAUUCUAGACCCUCAUUACACAGGAGCUGAAGAUUUACAACUGAUCAUAGAAAAGGGCUGGUGUGGCUGGAAAGGACCAGAGUUUUGGGAUCAAACAGCCUAUUAUAAUCUGUGUCUGCCUCAGAGGCCAAAGGUCAUCUAAGUUCCCACAGUUUUCCCAGCCUGCAGAUGUUAUUGUCACACAGAUGCAAAGCUUUAGACCAAUUUAAACAAUCUAAUUUAAAAUUAAAAUUAGCAUCCUUAUGUAAUUAACAGGCAAAACUGAUCUAAAAUACUAUUUAUGAAAAUGUUCUUUAUUAAAAUAUCUUUGUAAUAUUUUAAUACUAAUCAUGCCCCUGUAAUUAUAGCUGACUGACCAGUAUUCAUUAAAAUAAAAUGUUGUCUUGAUGCACAAAGGCAAAUGACUAGUUUGUGAACAUAUUAUUAGCAGACACUCGUGAACAUGCUGAGCCCCUAAGGCAAGCAGCUCUGUCUGACUGCACUGAUUAGAGCUGAUCUGUCCGACACUGACCAUUAUUGGAAUACAAUCCCUCCAGUGAACAACCUCUCAGCCACAAAUAAGGUCAACUACAAUUGCCUCUCAUCGAAGUGCAUACAUGGCUAUUUGAUCAGAAGCUUAGAAAGGCUGAUUUACUUUUUGCUGUUUUUAUUGAUUUUUAUUUUUAUUAUUCAAGUGUGAAGCCUCCAGACACAUGUUCAGUCCUCCUCUGCUCAUCAUGUAUUGAGAUGUAAAUUCUACAACAGUGACCAGACAUAGGUUAUACCAUUAUUUGCUCAUGUGCUAUUAUCCCAGAACAUCAACCUGUCAUUACUGUGUGUCACUUCUGUGUUUAAAAAAAAACCCGUGACAAAUUGUAAUUUCAUGGGACGCGCUUCCAGAUAAUCUAUUCACUUGAGGAGAUGCACUUGUGGGAAUUAUUUACUACAACAGAAUACUGUACAUGAUCAUCAAGAGAAAAAAUAUAUUCUGGAGACUUUGUUAAGUACAAUUUGAAGUAG